Molecule: messenger RNA, 2027 nt
Organism: Drosophila pseudoobscura
Lineage: Eukaryota; Metazoa; Arthropoda; Insecta; Diptera; Drosophilidae
Exons: 1
Coding region: 347-604 (85 amino acids)
Source: RefSeq, a predicted model, not a curated record
CACCACAGCUUUUCGAAAUUAGUUCUAGUGAGUCUGUGAAAGUGUGAGCGACUGCGACUAUCGGACGACGAUUUCUGUUCACGCGCGAUCAAUUGGCGAACCGCAGGCGGAUCAACUGGUCACUCAUUUCCGAGAACUGCCGCAAGAAAAAAUAAGAAGCACUCCCACACGCAAGCACCAGUAAAAAAAGAAAAAGAAAAGCUGACAAAUAAAAAUAGCUGGCAGAUCAGAAGACAGCGAUCCGCAGAACCGAAUAAGUAGUGUGGAAUUAUCCAUACAGCAAUCCAUAUCCACCCAUCGGUCGGAGCUACCAACCAACCAACCAUCCAAGCAAACCACGUGCAAAAUGUCGCAUCAGUGCAGCUGCGGUCGCGAUCUCAACAACAACUACGUCUCCUACACGAGCGCCUACGCCAAUGCGAACACGGGUCUGGACCGCGAGACGGCAGCCAGCGGCGGAGGCAAGUCCAGCACCUCGCACCACACACAGCUGACGGCCAAGGUGAUGUUCGGCACAGUGGGCGCCAUCAAGGAGUUGCGCGACAAGGAGCAGCAGCAGGCACGGCACGCGGCAACGACGCGCGCCGGCGAGCGACGCAACUGAAAGUGAAUUUGGGAUGGGAUCAAAUGGGAUGGGAUGGGAUGGAAUGGGAUCGGUUCGGAUCAGAUGGUAGGAGGAUAAUGGAUGCUGGAUGCUGGACGCAGGCGUCAUCGGGGUUGUGUUUCGAGUGCUGUGCAGUGGGUUUUUAGGGGAUUUCAGAUUGCGUUGGAUCCUGUCCCGUCCCGAUUCCGCAUCCCACACUGGAUGCGGCUGCUUGGGUGAUGUUAGAGGCUUCAAAGGUGUUUACGGGGGUUGAGCAAUUUGCGGAUUUGCUGGAUGAGUGUGGCCAACAGUUAAGAAAGACAUUCCUUCUUUAAAACAAAACAAAAAACAACUAUCCAAAAAAAGAAAAAUCUAGAAAAAAUCAACUACAAAAAAAAGGGAACUAAAAACAUCACUUAUUUAUACGAUUAUCUGCCACACUGUAGUUCUGUUAGUGCAUCCUAUUACUUUCAACUGUCUCUCUUUAUCUCUCUCUAUUUGUAUACUACAUGAUGAUAUCCUUAAACCAGUUCAUGCUCCUGUUCCUUCAGUUACUAAUUUUCGAUAUUUUAUCUGAAAAAACAAGAUGAUUAGCCCAACUCUUUCGAGAAAGGGGAAUUCGAUUCGAUGUAAAUUGUUUAUCACAUAUUUAUAUAUACUAUAUAGUGCAAUACUUUAGCUGUACUCUCACACACACACCACCACACACAUGGCUAGCUUUAAGUUUGUUUUAUUUUGUAAGCGCACAAACAGACACACACACACACACACACAUGCCCUUACAUUUAUACACUUUACAAUGUUGUUUAAUUUUGUUUUUUGUUGUUCACGCGCUCUGCCAGUUUUGGGCUGCGCGUCUGGAGACUUCCAGGUGCUGCUGCAGCUCAAAAUGCAAAGCACGUAGCCCACACACACACACACAUACACUAUACACUUUAAACCAUAUAAAUAUAACUAUCUAUACAUACAUACAUGCAUGCAUAUAUCCAUUAAUACUUAUACAACUGUUAUUAUUUUUAAUAAUCAUAUUGUAUAUGCUUGAAGAAACGAAUGAAGAGGAGCCGAAAAUGAAAAUGAAAUACUAAAAUUUAUAUUCCUCUUAAUGGGAUCAUGUUUGCUCAAGUGAUUUUGUACUAAAAUGGAAGCGAAAAUAAAUGAAAUAAAAUUAAAAAAUUAUACAGAAAUUGAAAUUCAAUCAAAAUCAAACAAAGUGCUGUAAAUGGCAAACAUUCUGAACAACGACCAUGCGCUUUUGUCAGGCAUUAGGAGGACCACGUACCCGUAUAGAGAGCAUGACAGCGCAUCCACAAUAUACAUAUUUAUUAUAUCAGAUAAUAUACUAUAUAAUAUAAUACACCUAUCUACUUGUACUACUUGUAAAUCUAUUUAUAAGGCUAAUCCUAACAAGGGCCAAUAAAAAUCGAACUUUUAAUAAAACCGAAAA